UGAGAGCUCGUGCGCUCUUGAGUUUGACGUGUGUAACUGCACUUCCGGCGACCUCAGCGCUAGAAUGGCUGCAGUUUUUACGUGUUGUUUGGGCUGCUGCGGGGAUGGCGGACCGGGUCACGCUCCCCUCAAAGAUAUGCCCACCGUACAGCUAGACACGCAUCACAUGGGGACGGAUGUGGUCAUAGUGAAAAGUGGGAGGCGGAUCUGUGGAACUGGAGCCUGCCUCGCCAACGCCCCUCUACACCAGAACAAGAGCUAUUUUGAGUUCAAGAUCCAGUCCACGGGUGUUUGGGGGAUCGGUGUGGCCACUCAGAAGGUGAAUUUGAACCAGGUGCCACUGGGUCAAGACAGCCACAGUUUGGUACUUAGACAUGAUGGCUCCAUAUACCACAACAACGAGGAGAAGAACCGUUUACCUGCCAACAGCCUGCCUCAGGAGGGGGAUAUAGUGGGCCUGACCUAUGAUCAUGUGGAACUGAACCUGUACUUAAAUGGAAAGAGCAUGCACUGUCCAGCCUCAGGUAUUCGAGGGACUGUGUUCCCCAUAGUUUAUGUGGAUGACAGUGCCAUCAUAGACUGCCAGUUCAGUGAUUUCUACCAUACUCCACCUGAAGGCUUUGAAAAGAUUCUGUUUGAACAGCAGAUCUUUUGAAUCGUCAGCUACGUGUGCAGACACACAUAGUGUGAAGUUGAACUGUGUGUGGCAGUACGUGCUGCUUAUGUUCUCUUUCAAUGUUGCUUCUGCCUUUGCUGUUACUACUGCUGCUCUUGUCCAUUUGGAGGUCAAACCAGGCUUUAUUUCUAUGUGUGUGUGUGAGAGAGAGAGAGUUUGUACACGCACAAAUGAGAGCGAAUCUACAACACUUUACAUAAGCACUGAAGACACUUACUGAUAUCUACUUUCUGUAGUGGGCGAUAUUGAUAAACUGAGCUUAUACUUUUAUUUCAUGACAAUGCAAAUGAAUUAGCAGCUGAUCACUUUUUGUUCUUAUUUUGUAUGUUUAUUUGAUUUGAUUUAUGUAUAAAUUAUUGUUGACUUUCUCUAUCUACACAUAUCAGCUUUCUUGAAUGAACCAAUUGUAUUUGCACUAGUUAUGUGUGGUUGAAAAUCAAAACAAACCUCUCUUGUUAAAAUAUAUGAUCAGAAACAGUUCGAUAGGUUUUUGAUGCGUCUGUUACUGUCAUUUGCCUUUCAUCUGAACUAGGCGUGUGUGUUUUCUUCAUAUUGAUAGAUUGCUAACAAUAGCAAUUUUCAAUAUUUUCCACAGUGUAUUUUAUCACUUUACCUCUAUGAUCUCUAUUGCACUUAAUAUUAAAUAAGUGACUUUGGCUGGGCAGGCUCCAGAGUGAUAAAUAACCUCUACAAUGUUUAAGACUAGCAUGAA
This is a messenger RNA of Rhinichthys klamathensis goyatoka, 1388 nucleotides long. RefSeq names its product SPRY domain containing 7b (gene spryd7b). The record is from RefSeq and is a predicted model, not a curated record. Gene Ontology annotation, molecular function: protein binding. Bases 65 to 655 code for a protein of 196 amino acids. The transcript has 5 exons. NCBI's taxonomy places the organism in Eukaryota, Metazoa, Chordata, Actinopteri, Cypriniformes, Leuciscidae.